Molecule: messenger RNA, 1494 nt
Organism: Ipomoea nil (Japanese morning glory)
Lineage: Eukaryota; Viridiplantae; Streptophyta; Magnoliopsida; Solanales; Convolvulaceae
Product: vegetative incompatibility protein HET-E-1-like
Exons: 2
Coding region: 121-1320 (399 amino acids)
Molecular function (GO): protein binding
Source: RefSeq, a predicted model, not a curated record
GUCAUCUUUAUUUCAUCUUGAAUUGAACCUUUUGCUAUUUGGCUAUAUAACAUCAACUCCAGGCCGCCACAGGCAACCAGAAGCACUAACUCCUUCUUGUGAACAACCUAGUGACCUACCAUGACUCUCCACUCUCAAACUUCAAGCUCCAGUGAUGAUUCCAUGGCGGCAAAACCAGUUCCUCACCUUCUUUCCCAACCCAGUCUUCCUUCAAUCCCUUCCCUGGCGGCGUUUCUCCACCACGACCAGACCCACCACUGCCGCUGCGUAGCCACUCUCAAGGCUCCUCACAGCUCCUCCUACACGUCUUCCCUCGUCCUCGCCGGCAAACACCUCUUCACGGCCUCCUCCGACAGGGAAAUCCGCAUGUGGAAGCGCAGGGCCGAGCAGGAAGAUGAGAAGAAUCCUCCCGCCGGAGCCACCGUCACGGCGGGGAAAGGCGCGGUGAAGUCGCUGGUGGUUUUGUCCGACAAGAUAUUCAGCGCCCACCAAGACCACAAGGUCCGGGUAUGGAGAAUCGACGAUGGAGAGCGUGAGUUCACGCGCUUGGCCACGCUGCCGAAGCUCUCCGACCGCGUCGUCAAAUUUCUCCUCCCCAGCAGCCGCGUCCAGAUCCGGCGACACAAGACGGCCACGUGGGUCCACCACGUCGACACCGUUUCGGCGUUGGCGCUCUCCGCCGACACCUCUCUUCUCUAUUCCGUCUCGUGGGAUCGAACGCUCAAGAUUUGGAGGACUUCUGACUUCAAAUGCAUGGAAUCCGUCGCAAAUGCACAUGAUGACGCCAUAAACGCUUUAGCAGUAUCUCAGGAUGGGCAUGUAUAUACAGGAUCAGCAGACAAGAAAAUCAAGGUAUGGAGAAAAGCCUCGCCGGAGAAGAAGCAUUCUCUAGUUGCUACACUAGAGAAGCACAAUUCCGGGAUAAAUGCCCUAGCAGUGGGAAACGGCGGCGCGGUUUUAUAUUCCGGCGCCUGCGACAGAUCAAUUCUGGUAUGGGAGAAAGAACGGAAAGGCGGCGGCGCGGCCGUGGCGGUGGUGGGUGCGCUCCGGGGGCACACCAAAUCCAUUCUGUGUUUGGCGGUGGCGGCGGAUAUAGUGUGCAGCGGCUCGGCGGAUAAAACGGUUAGGAUUUGGAGGGGCGUGGAGAGGUGCUACUCUUGCCUGGCGGUUUUGGCCGGCCACGGUGGUCCGGUGAAGUGCCUGACGGUGGCGAGUGACUUCGUUGACGGCCGGAAAGAUGAAACGCUAUCCAAAUAUAUACUGUACAGUGGUAGCUUAGAUGGUGACAUAAAGGUUUGGCAAAUUUCUUUGAGCUUUUAGAAAAAUUUGUGCCUAUUAAUUAGUACAUAUAGGAAUAUAGGAUAAUUUUAGGUGUAUUAAUAUUUUAUUUUUUUACAAAAUUUUGUCUUAUGUAAAACUAUGCAUCAAUGACGCAUAUAAUGUUGAAAAAGUAUAUGUAACAUCACGUUAUGAAAUUGAUUAGUUCAUGUAUAG